UUUUUUUUUUUUUUUUUUUUGCACAGUCCAAGAUCUCUGUUCCUUGCGGACGCGGAGGCUCAGAAAACUCCGACGAGCUCACACCCCCGAUCCAAGAUGGCAGCACCGACGUCCAGGGCCGGCAAUGUUACCAUGAGGCUGCCGGAUGAGAAGACGAUCAGCUGGCCAGAGACGGUGGCUGGGAAGAUCCAGGAAGGGCUGUACAAGGUGCGGUUGAUUGAACGCUUUGCAGAGGACGCGGACCGCGACAUCGAGGUGCUUGAGAAAGAGGUGGAGGGCAUGGCGGCGGAGAUGGAGAUCGAGAUGCAGCUCGACGAGUACUGCCUCGACCUCGACGACAUGCGCAAGGCGCGCCAGGACUACGGUGCAGGUCCACUCUCCGAGGCGGAGGAGCGGUCCCUCCGCCAAAUCCGCGACCUCGCCGCCUCCGCCAUCGCCGACUACGAAACCCGCGUCGGCCCCGUCCCGGCCUACCACGGCGCCAUCAAUAUCCUCAGCAACACCAUCCCCUUGGAGCUCCCCCGCCCCUUAGCCAAGGCUUUGGCCUCCUCUUCGGCUUCUCGCCAUAAUUCACAGGGCUGCUAGCCAGCUGGAAAAUCGAGGGAGUGUUACAUGCUAAGAUAUGAUCACCUGGAGCACAACAUCCCUUCUUUUCCAUCACCCCUACCCUCCCGUGGUCAUCGAGUUGGUUAUUGUGGUUCUGACUUCUAAGGCUUAGUCUGUUGUAAGCAUGGCCUGGAGAUGUGUGAUUGCUAUGUAUUAGUGCUGUUGAUGUGAUGAUCAUCUCUGAUUUACGUGAACAUAUGGGUCUGGAACUGUGAUGCAUGUUUUCAUUCCUUUGUGUCUUCCUGCAGUAUAAUCACAUCAUUUAGUUGUGAA
This is a messenger RNA of Hordeum vulgare subsp. vulgare (domesticated barley), 879 nucleotides long. RefSeq lists its product as uncharacterized. The record is from RefSeq and is a predicted model, not a curated record. Lineage: Eukaryota; Viridiplantae; Streptophyta; Magnoliopsida; Poales; Poaceae. The transcript has 3 exons. Bases 97 to 585 code for a protein of 162 amino acids.